Cherax quadricarinatus is the source of this 603-nucleotide messenger RNA. The record is from RefSeq and is a predicted model, not a curated record. NCBI's taxonomy places the organism in Eukaryota, Metazoa, Arthropoda, Malacostraca, Decapoda, Parastacidae.
GCCGGAAAAUAAUCUGCUGCGUGUCUGCAAGCAGUUCAUAACACCCGUGAACCUUACUCGCACCUCCAGCACCAAGACAUAGGCAGAAAGUAUAUGUGUAUUAGCUUAUAUAUGUAUAAGUUAUUAUUAUAUAUAUAUGCACUAUAUAUAUUUAUUUUUCACCCAGUGAGAACUUAAGUAAAUAAAGGUGAAACUUUUUGGCCCGAAGGCUGUUCCCCGUGUGCUUGCCUGAGGCGAGACGUUAAUACUGAAUAUAAGUAACUAUGACAUGGCGGCCAGACUAUGACGAUGAAGGAGGAGGGAGAGCCAUGAGGCUCUGGCAUUCCAUGAGCUCCUGGGCCUCCUCGACUCACCUGCUCGCUAAGGUAGGUGGGAACCUCAGUGUCAUCAUCGUUACCACCUUCCUACUGCUGGCUUCCUGUAUGCCUGUCACCUGCAGGCAUCUCACACUCGCGGCACCCCCCACCUUGCAGGAAGCAAGCCCGCCCACCGCCCACGCCAGCAAGUACUCCCACACACUGGAUCUUCCUGGAUCAAGAACCUCCUUCCCGGCACAAAAAACACUUGCAGCUGCUGUGCCUAAUACUUCUAAUGACAAAUCGG